Lachancea fermentati is the source of this 1491-nucleotide messenger RNA. The record is from the annotation of a GenBank genome assembly. NCBI's taxonomy places the organism in Eukaryota, Fungi, Ascomycota, Saccharomycetes, Saccharomycetales, Saccharomycetaceae.
AUGGGAAAGAAGGAAUCCAAGCCUGAAGACUUUGAGAAUAGCAUUGAGAGAUACCAGCCGCAAUCAUUGCCUCAUGAGAUAGCCUUCGUCGCUGUUACAUGCAGUGCACAGUUGAUGGCACUAGCAGGGUUAGCUCAGUCGAUCGCACCAUUGCGCAUAAUUGGAGAAAGCUUUGGGACAAACAAUCCGGGGCAACUUAGCUGGUUUGCUGCGGCCUAUUCUCUCACGGUUGGUACGUUUAUUCUUAUCGCUGGUAGACUAGGUGAUUUAUUUGGCCACAAGAAAUUUUUUGUUCUAGGAUUUCUAUGGUAUGGCUUGUGGUCUUUACUUGCGGGAUUUAGUGUUUACUCCAAUCAGAUAUUUUUCGAUAUAUGCAGAGCUUUUCAAGGAAUUGGCCCAGCUUUUUUGCUUCCUAACGCAGUAGCUAUCUUAGGACGUACCUAUGAGCCUGGCAAGAGGAAACAAAUGGUCUUCAGUCUUUUCGGAGCAGCAGCACCGGGCGGUUAUGUACUUGGUGCUGUAUUCUCCUCGUUAUUUGCUCAGCUCGUAUGGUGGCCUUGGGCUUUUUGGGUAAUGAGUAUCUUUUGCACAUUGUUGGCUGUUGCCGGAUAUUUUAUAAUUCCUGAGACACCACUGCCUAAAAGAGAUGAAUCCAUUAGUAUUUGGCAGCUUACUGAUUUUGCAGGAUCGCUCACGGGUGUGAUUGGUCUAGUUUUGUGUAAUUUUGCAUGGAAUGAGGGACCAGUGGUGGGUUGGCCUAAGCCUUACACAUAUUCGUUAUUGAUAGUUGGCGUUUUCUUCCUCGUGGCAUUUGCACUAAUCGAAUCUCGGGCACAAUUUCCUCUGGUUCCAUUUUCUGCUCUUCCUAAGGACGCGUCUUUUAUUUUGGGUUGCGUAGCUGCUGGCUGGUCAAGCUUUGGUAUUUGGAUUUUCUAUCUAUGGCAAUUUUUGGAGGAAACCCGAGGAAAAUCACCUCUUUCAACAAGUGCUCAAUUCGUUCCGGUAACUGUAAGCGGAUUUUGUGCUGCCAUCACGACAGGGUAUAUCUUAAGUCAUAUUUCUGCUAGUGUAGUCAUGCUUUUCUCCAUGACUGCGUUCACAGUCGGUGGUAUUUUGAUUGCUACUGCACCAUCACAUCAGACUUAUUGGGCACAAACAUUUAUAUCAAUCAUUGUAAUGCCCUGGGGAAUGGACAUGUCUUUCCCUGCUGCAACGAUUCUGCUUAGCAAUGCAAUGCCUCAAGAACAUCAAGGUCUUGCUGCUUCUCUAGUCAAUACAGUUGUAAACUACUCGAUUUCAAUUGGCCUCGGCUUCGCAGGUACAAUCGAGUCUCGAGUUAACGGAGGGGGUACUAAUUUACUGAAAGGAUAUCGGGGUGCAUGGUAUAUGGGAAUUGGAUUAAGCGGUAUGGGUAUAGCGAUUGCAAUUCUUUAUGUGAUGAGCAUCCACCAAAAAUCAACUAGAAAAUCCGAAAAGACAAGGCUAGCCUAG